This is a messenger RNA of Oxyura jamaicensis (ruddy duck), 3172 nucleotides long. RefSeq names its product DEP domain containing 1 (gene DEPDC1). Gene Ontology annotation, biological process: intracellular signal transduction. Gene Ontology annotation, cellular component: transcription repressor complex; nucleus. The transcript has 12 exons. NCBI's taxonomy places the organism in Eukaryota, Metazoa, Chordata, Aves, Anseriformes, Anatidae. Bases 12 to 2450 code for a protein of 812 amino acids. The record is from RefSeq and is a predicted model, not a curated record.
CCCGGCCGGGGAUGGAGGGCGAGGCCCGCCCCGGCCCCUACCGCGCCACCAGGCUGUGGAACGAAAUCACCAAGUAUUUCCGAGCGGGCAUGCCCUUACGGAAGCACAGGCAGCGGUUCAAAAAGCACGGGAGCUGUUUCACUGCCUCAGAAGCCGUGGACUGGCUUCAUGAGGUUCUGAGGAGCAACAGUAACUUUGGUCCUGAGGUUAGCAGGCAGCAGACUGUCCAGUUGUUAAGGAAGUUUCUCAAGAAUCACGUAAUUGAGGAUAUAAAAGGAAGAUGGGGAUCUGAAGACUUAGAAGAUAAUGGUGUGCUAUACAGAUUUCCUUCAACUUCUCCAGUUAAACCUCUACCGAGCUCUUCUCGAGAAAAAGAGAACUUGGAAACCUUCUCCAGAGACAAAGACAGACUUUUUAAACUGCCACAUUUAUCCAGGAGAACUGUUAAAAAACAUGAAUUACUGGACUCUCUGGAAAACUUAGAAAAAACAGAACCAGAUAUAACAAAGGAGAACAAAGAAGAUGCACAGCACAGGAAGGAAAUAAGCCAGGAAUAUGUGCAAGAAAUCUGGAGAAAUAUCAUUCUAAUACAUUUGCAAACCAUUUUAGGCCUCCCAUCUUUGGAGGAAAUUUUGCAGCCAACGCAGAUAGUUCCUGAGUAUGUCAUCUACAACAUGACUAACACAAGCAAACACGGGGUUGUUAUCUUACAGAACAAAUCAGAAGACCUCCCUCACUGGGUGUUGUCGGCUAUGAAAUGCCUCGCAUACUGGCCUAGAAAUAAUGACAUGAACCAACCAACUUACAGCGGGUUUGAACGGGAUGUGUUCAGAACGGUUGCUGAUUAUUUUCUCAAUCUCCCUGAACCAUUACUUACUUUUGAAUACUAUGAACUUUUUGUUAAUAUCUUAGUUAUGUGUGGCUACAUCACAAUUCCAGAUCUAUGCAGCAGAAAACAUUCUGCCCGAGAUGAGACAUGUGACCCCCAACCUUCAAAAAUUCUUCACUUGAACUCUUUCAAGUCAACUGAAUGUCUUCUUCUAAGCCUACUUCGCAAAGAGCCUGAGAAAAAGAAGAAAGAAUAUGAAGUUUCCAGGAAGUGGUCUGCAGAAGAGUUAGCUGUUCAAAAACAAUGCGCAAAGAAAUUGCAACAAUAUAAACUGACAAGUGAACAAGGCAGUGCUGGUAACUUAAUAGGAGGAAGUUGUCAAAAUCUUUCAGGUUUGAGGAAUGAACAAGAUCCAGCUCUCAAGUUCAGGACAAGAUGUUACUCUUUGGAAAGAAUUGGAGGUACUGCCUCAAGUGUACCUAAUAAAGGAGAAUCAGUUGUCCUCAGGCAAACUGAUGUGAACACAGUCUUGGGCACAAGAAAUAAAAACCAAUCACUACUGUAUAAGCAUAAAGCCAACUCUGUGUUGGCGUUUGGUUUUGAUAACACAUACCAGAACCAAACUUAUGGUGUGAAGACAGUGUCUGCCUCAACUCUUCAGAAGAAAGAGCUAUUUGAUGAAAAUCAUAGUUCAAAGGAAAUAUGCAGGUCUCAGAGUUUACUUGGCAGCAGGAACUCCAAAAGUUGUACUAACAUCAAUAUACCCGUUGCCGAAAUCACAGUAAAGCCAAAGUCUCAACUCUGUGGGCAAAGAAAACUGAAUACUUCAGUGGACAUCAGGACUGAGGUUUCUGAUAUCACCGUCAGCAAGAGACUCUGCAAAAGUACCAUAGAGCUCUCAGAAUACUCUUUCACUCACUCUUGUAUGUUGACUGGCACGCAAAAUCUCCUUCAGCCUCACUUAGAAAGAAUUGCUAUUGAAGCACUACAGAUAUGUUGUUUGUUGCUUCCACCACCAAAUCGUAGAAAGAUGCAGCUCCUUAUGCGUAUGAUCUCUCGGAUCAGUGAGAAUGUCGAUAUGCCACGACUGCAUGAUGCGAUGGGCACACGUUCUUUGAUGAUACAGACUUUUUCUCGAUGUGUGUUAUGCUGUGCAGAAGAAGUUGAUCUUGAUGAGCUGCUUUCUACACGACUAGUUUCGUUUCUAAUGGACCACCACCAAGAAAUAUUUAAAGUGCCGACUUACCUGCAGGUUGCAGUGCAAGAUCACAUAGAAUACGUGAGGAUGGCUCAGGGCAAAUAUCCAAGGGAAGAAAUUUGUGCCAUAUUGCCAACAUACUCAUACUGCAAACAAAUAACUCCUCAGGAGUUUGAAGAACAAAAGGUUUCUACGUCUCAAGCUGCGGUGGCAGAGCUGUUAGAGAACAUUAUCAAAGAUAAGAACUUGUCUGUAAAAGACAAAAAGAAAAAGUUAAAACAGUUUCAGAAGGAAUAUCCUCUGAUCUACCAGAACAGAUUUCCAACUACAGAAAACGAAGCAGUGCUGUUGGAGAACAAACCUACCAUCAAACAACCGAUGCUUAGCCUAAGAAAACCAAAAUUUCGUAGCCUGCGAUAUUAAUUUAACCAUCCUUCAGCUGCAUGUUUACUUAAUGGAUGGAUGAAUGACUUACCAAGGGGUGCUUUCUAUGCAAAUUUGGUAGUGGUUGCUUAUGGAGAAGGAAGAAAUGUUUACAUGAACACUAUGCUGAAAAGUGCCAAAAUAACGUUUUUUCUGGAGGUUACUUUUGAAUGACUUCUAAGAGAAAUAUUUAUCUGUUUACAAAUUAAUCAAUGUAUUGUGUUCAGUAGAAUAAAUGUGAAAAUAAGCAUGAAGCUAUUGGUAACCAAAAAUGAAUACAGGGUUUUCGUAUGGGAAACUAAUGAUAUGCAACUUUCUUAAUGUCUAUUCAGGAAUUUGUGCCAUUAAUUAUAGCUUGUGUGGAGUUUUAAUUAUUCGUUUGGUGUGGAUAAGUGCCUUCCUUGUUUUCACAAAAUACUUGUCUUCAAGCAAAACAAUGUUCUUUGUGUUCGGGACUAAUUUAAAAGUUGCUUUUGUUGUUUCCAGGGGAGCCAGAAAUUCACUGUAAAUAAAUUAUCUGCCUCCUUGAAAUUCUUAUUUUCUUCUCAUCUGUAGAAUCUGCUUUUUCAUAUUUAUUUAUAUUAAAAGUGCUAGGUAUGUUUGAUAUUUUCCUGGAAUGCUUAUUUUGGCUGUACUGGUACCAUCUGUCACUUCUGUCGUUUUGUUUGAGAAGUAUAUGAGAUGUGACUAUGAAUAGAAUCGUAAUACACUACAUUUCCCUG